Molecule: messenger RNA, 2139 nt
Organism: Hyaloscypha bicolor E
Lineage: Eukaryota; Fungi; Ascomycota; Leotiomycetes; Helotiales; Hyaloscyphaceae
Product: YccV-like-domain-containing protein
Exons: 4
Coding region: 218-2059 (613 amino acids)
Molecular function (GO): protein binding; DNA binding
Source: RefSeq, a predicted model, not a curated record
CGGGAGCUUCCAAGGUGGGGGCACGUGUUAUCGAUAAGCGCAUCAUCGCGCUCCAGCUCGCCUCGUCUCGCCUCCCCCGUCACCCACUUCCGGGCCGACGAUUCACAACCUCGACCCAGACGUCUCUGAAUGCACCAAGCAGCAGAACACCCGCAAACCUCGACGCAAUUCUACCCACGCCACUCCCAACCCCCUCAACCCCCCCUCCCCUACCAGCAUGACGGCAGCAACCACCCCGGCUCGUCAGGAGCCUCCGUCCGCUUGGAGCGACCUCCCGGACGAAGUUCUGCAGCACAUCCUCUUCUACGUUUCGCCGAGCGCCCUCCUCUUCAACGUGCAAUGCGUAUCGAAACGCUUCAGCAGACUUGCCAGCGAGCCUCUUCUUUGGCGGCACCAUUGUCGAGUGCAUUUUGAAUACUGGGACUCGAAGCAUCGUAUCAAACAGAAAUUUAUGGGGAAUGUGGGAGAUGUUGAUUGGAAGACCCUCUACAAGCAUAGGAAGAACGUAGAAUCCGAAACCGCAGCUAUUCUGGACAGCACUAUCGAGGGGCAGGUCAACCGAAUACAAAAGUUUAAAUUGAUAGCCGACUUUGGAUAUGAUGCCAAGGAUACUCUACUGAAGCAUUGCCGUACUUCUGAGACGGCCGAAGACGUCUUGGCUCGAAGAUACUACGCCAAUGCUGUUCUAGACCACGUCCAUCGUUCUAAAGCAUUGGCGGAAUGGAAGAAGCUAUUGAGAGGCGAACCCGUUUCCCUUGAGAGAGCUCUGGGAUCCUUUGAUCUAUUUGUCUUACAUGACCAACAUGGAGAUCUCCUCGAGAUAUCGGAGAUCUUCGAUGACCUGGCUUCAGUUCUCCGCGCUGAACAUCGUGACCUGGACCAACAGUCUACCCGUAUAAAGGCUCUGACAGUGGCUAGGUUUUUACGACAUCGCAAUCUUACAGGACUUUCCACUGAGCUUGCUUACCGAGACCUGCAAAACACCUUUAUUGGCAUUGCAUUACAGGAUCAAGAACAUCCUUCACUGCCCCUGAUCUCUGUUGCCAUAUUCUGUGUUCUGGCACAACGAGUGGGCAUUGAUGCUCGCUGCUGUGGAAUACCAAACCAUGUUCAUGCUAUGGUAUUCCCCCGAGACGACGAGACACUUGAUGGUCGGCCGUUAGCAUCUGGAGAUCCUCAACCAGACCCGAUGUAUCUCGAUCCGUAUCGAUCAGACGAGGAAGUGCCGAUACACACCCUUAGAAGAAUGUUAUCGGAGUGGGGUCUUCAGCUAAGCCAACACGCUGAAUACUUGGGGGAUUCCAGUACAGCUAAUGUCAUCCUGCGGACCUCCAGAAAUAUCUUGGCAACUGUCCAUGAUUUCAGAGCGCACCACGGGAGCGCCGAAAACACCGGACACCCCACGAUUCGACUUCAUGCUAAUCCAUUUGCUGAUCUUGACAAUGCAUUUUAUGCAGCUCUGUGGGCGAACUAUAUAUUUGGCAACCCUCUCCGGAGAUCGGAGGGGACGACUCAGAGCCAAUUUAUUCCCCUGAUAUUGGAAAGAUUCGAACGGCUUUACCCGAUGGAUGCUUCUCUGAUUGAGCAGCACAUUGUUCCGUCAUACAAUAAUCCUACAAAUGCUCAACAUUGGGAACUUCGAGAAGCACUACGUGUCGUGCGCGCUGCAGACCAAACGCCGAAACAGCUUCGUUUACGCAACACACGAGCAUCUCGAGAAGGAGUAAAGUACAAAGUGGGUCAAGUCUUCCGCCAUCGACGAUAUGCCUACACAGCUGUCAUCACUGGAUGGGACAUUGAGUGUGGUAUGGAUUCCGAAUGGAUCUCGAUUAACCAUGUCGAUUCUCUCGCUAGGGGGAGACAUCAAAGCUUCUACCAUGCACUAACAUCUAGUGUCGAAGAUACGAGUAUUCGCUACGUCGCGGAGGAGAACAUUGAAAUCAUCGAACCAGAAUUUCCCAUCUCUCUGAUGAGUCUGGCUGGCCGAUUCUUCAAGCGGUGGGAUAAAGAAGAGAGGGUUUUUGUAUCAAACAUACGAGAUGAGUACCCGGAAGAUUAGGGGGGGACUUUAGAUAUGUUCGGGAGAGAGAGAAAUUCAGGGAUCAACACUUUGCGAUUUUCGAGGAUGACAAUCUGCCA